Penicillium paradoxum is the source of this 762-nucleotide messenger RNA. RefSeq names its product polysaccharide lyase. The coding region runs from base 1 to 762 and encodes 253 amino acids. The record is from RefSeq and is a predicted model, not a curated record. The transcript has a single exon. NCBI's taxonomy places the organism in Eukaryota, Fungi, Ascomycota, Eurotiomycetes, Eurotiales, Aspergillaceae.
AUGUUCGCCAAGCUCCCCUCAGUCGCCGCACUAGUGGCGCUCAGUUUUACAGCUCAGGCAACCCAAAUCUUCCACAACACGGGAACCACCUCAGGCUGGGACGCCACCAACCAUGAGCACAACGGCAAAGUACAACAGGUGACCAAUGUGGUCUACCAGGGCUCCACUGCUCUAAAGAUGACCCAAGUCUAUGACCCCGAUUACACGGGCCGAUACCACUCCGAAGUGGUUAAGAAGGACGUGUACAAGCGGGGCGACGAAGGCGCGUACGGAUUUGCCUUCCGACUCCAACAGAACUGGGAGUUCUCCCCGGCACAAUCCUACAACAUCGCACAGUUCAUCGCCGACUUCUCAGACAGUGAGUGCGAUGGCUUUAUGCCAUCCAGCAUGGUCUUUUUGGAGGGCGAUCAGCUCGUCUCCCGAGUCAAACAGGGUACUAUCUGCAAACAGAAGACUGUGUUCUUCCGCAACCUCGCCACUGUGACUGCGGGCGAAUGGCACCUGAUUCAGAUUGAGGCGAAGUGGGAGUCGGAUGAGACGGGAUAUUACAAGUUGUGGUUUGAUGGGGAGUUGGUCUUGGACAAGAGCAAUAUCAAAACUACCAUUGAGGAUGAUCGGGCAUUCCAGUUCCGGGUUGGCUUGUAUGCUAAUGGGUGGUAUGACGAUGAUGGGAUGCAGGGGACUCAGGGCACUCGACAGAUUUGGUAUGAUGAGAUUGCUGCCGGAACUACGCUUGCCGAUGUUGAUCCCGAUCAGUGGUGA